Messenger RNA from Prosopis cineraria, 1223 nucleotides. RefSeq names its product UPF0496 protein At3g49070. The transcript is spliced from 3 exons. The record is from RefSeq and is a predicted model, not a curated record. The coding region runs from base 132 to 1181 and encodes 349 amino acids. Lineage: Eukaryota; Viridiplantae; Streptophyta; Magnoliopsida; Fabales; Fabaceae.
CAGAAAUAUUCAAAAGACACCCAAAACUGUCAUGUUUUUUUGAUUUAUUUGCAGGCGAGAAGAUUUUAAUCAAGAAAUAUUCUUUUCAAGUUCUUAAUCAGGCUCUCUUACGGUGGAUAAUAUAAGAACGAAUGACGAAGAAACUUAUUCAGCAGAUGAAAAAGCUGCUUUCAUGUCCUGCGUAUAGUCUUGACUCUCCAAAUCACCAUAUCGGCGUGGACGUAUGUGAGGAAUAUGCUAGCACCUUUCGUACCGAAUCAUACCUCAAUUUCUGGGCACAUGUUGUUGCCUGUUCUUACAUAGAAUCUUCCAUAGCAGCCAGACUCCCUUCUUACCGCUUGUUUGCAGAGCAUCUCUUGGAUCCGGAUCAACCCACCAUUACUCGAGUCUUAUCCAUGACCCAUCACCCUCCCAAAGUCCAUUCCCUUCUUUUAAACUACUUUACCCAAACUGCUAAUGCUUCCCUACUUUGUAGCCAAAUUUUAAAAGAUAUUAAUCACAUGCGUGUUAAGUAUCAAUCCCUUAACACCAUUCUUCACUUUACUCCAAUCAAUUUUUCCACAUUAAUCACCCAUCUAACCAAAUUCUCCAACUCUUUAAACCCGUUUGCCUCAUUUAGGUCAACCCAAUCCCAGUGCUUUGACAUGCUAAAACAGCUCGAGUCAAAGCGUGAUAAAGUGAGAGCCAAGCUGAAAUUAAUAACUAGGCUAAGACGUGGCUUGACUUUGUUGCUUAUGACUAUAACAAGUUCACUUAUUGUGGUUGUUUUGGCACAUGGCUUUGUGUUGCUUGUGGCUGUGCCUGGAUUUGUUACGGCUUCAAUAAUGGACAUGGCUUCAAAAAGGAAGCUAGCUAGAUUAGCAGCUCAGCUUGAUGCAGCUGCUAAAGGGACUUAUAUAUUGAGUAAAGACUUUGAGACAAUAAGCCAACUUGUGGCUCGAGCGAAUGAUGAGUUGAAGCACAUGAAGACGAAUAUUGGAUUUUGGAUUGAGAGAAAAGAAGAUCAAUUAUUCCAAGCCAACGGUGAAGUGGCUCGGCUAAUGAAGAAAAAUCAGUGCAAUUUUAGUGAUCAAUUGGAUGAAUUGGAGGAACAUUUGUAUCUUUGUUUCAUGAAUAUUAAUAGGGCACGCUACCUUGUCUUGAAACAUUUAUUGAAUUCCAGUUUAUCCAAGAAUUUAUAGUUAAUUACCCUUAAAAAUUAAUGUGCUACAUUUAUUGUCCUU